Fusarium redolens is the source of this 951-nucleotide messenger RNA. RefSeq lists its product as uncharacterized. The coding region runs from base 1 to 951 and encodes 316 amino acids. The transcript has a single exon. The record is from RefSeq and is a predicted model, not a curated record. Lineage: Eukaryota; Fungi; Ascomycota; Sordariomycetes; Hypocreales; Nectriaceae.
AUGCAAACCUUCAAGUCCCUCAUCCCCUUCCUCCUGACUGUCAGUCUUGCAGUCAACGCAGAAACAACUUCCUGCGUUACCUCAACCAAGACCUUUCCAACCAUCACCUCCAUCAUUGUCGAGCCGACCAGUACUUGGUCUGGUAACGGCACAGGUGGUGGUCUUGGACCUCAUACCGUGUAUACCACUGAGUAUCACGAGUUCUGCUCCACGGGUCUGCGUGUGCAUACCUACACCAUCACGGAGGCAUGCCACAAGGAAAAGUGUCAGCCUCGCACUACUGGUGUUCCGCCUGGCUUUACCUCAACUGUUACUGUUUGUAACUCUUGUGGUUCUGAGCCCAUCACUGCGACGCUGACUGUCCCGUGCCCUGAGGCUACACCUACCAAGGGAUCUGGCGAGGACUUCGAGCCUCCCAAGCCGCAGCCUGAGCACUGUGAGACAUGCCACGAGCAGGGUGAGCCUUCUGGCAAGCCUCCGGUCCAGCCCCAACCUGUUCCAUCUGCCCCAGCUGUCAAGCCAGUUCCUUCGGGUCCUCAGCCAGAAGAAUGCACCACGUGCGGCCGACUCAAGCCUUCAUCUGCUGCUCCUCCUCAGCCCCCCAAACCAACCAACAAUCCUGGCGAGGACAAGCCAGAGCACCCCAACUCCCCUGCUUGCACCACUUGCGGCACUUCAGGACAACAGUCGCAACCCCCUGCUCAGCCCAACCCUCCUUCUGCAUGCACUACUUGCGGUGCUGGAGGAGAAGCUCCUCAACCCCCUUCAUCUAUGGCAACUUCAGUGGCUCCCAACCCCUCAGGAGAGAAGCCUGCUACUAGCCCUACCAGUGGCCCUGCUCCCGGAGAACCAUCUGUUAUCACUGCUGGCGCUGCCAAGGCCUCUUACGUUGAACUGGGCCUUCUUGGUAUCUUUGGGUUUGGAUUCAUCCUGUUGGGGCUCCCUCUGUAG